Messenger RNA from Cladophialophora yegresii CBS 114405, 2094 nucleotides. RefSeq names its product propionyl-CoA synthetase. The record is from RefSeq and is a predicted model, not a curated record. NCBI's taxonomy places the organism in Eukaryota, Fungi, Ascomycota, Eurotiomycetes, Chaetothyriales, Herpotrichiellaceae. The coding region runs from base 1 to 2094 and encodes 697 amino acids. The transcript is spliced from 2 exons.
AUGGCACCACAUAACACUGUCCAAGAUGCCGUGCAGCAGGCUUCCCUCUCUGAUCCCGCCCGGUUCUGGGACAAGCACGCAAAAGAGCUCCACUGGCACAAGCCGUACAGCACGGUCCUGCGGCAGCACACCAAGAAGCUGAAAGACGGGACGACACAUCCACACUGGUCGUGGUUCCCUGACGGCGAAAUCAGCACGACGUACAACUGCGUCGACAGGCAUGUCAAGGCCGGCAAUGGCGACAAGAUGGCGAUGAUCUGGGACUCGCCCGUCAGUGGAUCCAAGGAGAAAUACACAUACAGCCAGAUGCUGGAAGAGGUGGAAACCCUGGCGGGCGUGCUGCGAGAAGAAGGCGUCAAGAAGGGCGACGUGGUGCUCAUAUACAUGCCCAUGAUCCCGGCCGCCAUCUUUGGCAUGUUGGCGGCCGUCCGGCUGGGUGCCCUGCACGCCGUCGUGUUCGGAGGCUUCGCAGCCGCCAGUCUGGCGCAGAGGAUCGAAGCCGCGAAACCGAAAGUCAUCCUGACGGCGAGCUGCGCCAUCGAGGGCGCCAAGGGGCCCCUAGAAUACCGGCCUUUCGUGGAAGGCGCCAUUGAGCAGAGCAGUUUCAAGCCCGCCAAGACGAUCAUCUGGCAGCGGGACGUCCGACGGUGGGACCCGGUCAAGAAAGACCAGGGCCAGCGCAACUGGCAGCGUCUCGUCAAGAGCGCGCGGAACCGCGGCGUCAAGGCCGAGGCUGUCCCCGUGGCCAGCACCGACGGCCUGUACAUCAUCUACACGAGCGGCACGACGGGUCUGCCCAAGGGCGUGCUCCGCGAGGCCGGUGGCCAUGCGGUCGGUCUGAACUUGAGCAUCAAAUACCUCUUCGACGUCAAGGGGCCAGGAGACGUCAUCUUCACGGGAAGCGACAUCGGCUGGGUCGUCGGACACUCGUACAUCGUCUACGCACCGCUGUUGGCCGGGGCCACGACGAUCCUGUACGAGGGCAAACCCAUCGGCACGCCCGACGCCGGGGCCUUUUGGCGGAUCGUCGAGGAACAUAAAGUCACGACGCUGUUCACCGCGCCCACGGCCCUGAGAGCCAUCCGGAAGGAGGACCCCAACGACGACCUCUUCAAGCAACGCGGCGAGAAGGGCUCGUUGCGACACUGGCGCGCGCUGUUCCUGGCCGGCGAACGCUCCGAGCCCUCCAUCAUCACGCAUUACCAGGACUUGAUCGGCAAAUACGCCGCCCCGGACGCGAGAGUCAUCGACCACUGGUGGUCCAGCGAGAGUGGGAGUCCGAUGACGGGACUGGCCUUGCGUCCUGCCAUUGGCCUUGACCCUACCAGCCGCGAAGAGCACAAAGCGUUGGCCAUCAAGCCCGGCAGUGCAGGAAAGCCGAUGCCCGGCUGGGAUGUGCGAAUUGUCGACGACGAAGGCAACGAGGUCAAGCAAGGCAACAUGGGCAACAUUGUGCUGGGCAUGCCGUUGGCCCCGACGGGCUUCACGACGCUAUUCAACGACGACGCGCGCUUCUACAAGGGAUAUCUGAAACGGUUCCAGGGCAAGUGGAUCGACACUGGCGACGCCGGGAUGAUCGACGACGAGGGCUACGUGCAUGUGAUGAGCCGGUCGGACGAUAUCAUCAACGUGGCGGCCCAUCGAUUCAGCACAGGCGCCAUCGAACAAGCCAUCACGUCACACUCGUCCGUCGCCGAGGCCUGCGUCGUGGGCAUCCCCGACGCCAUGAAAGGCCAUUUACCCUUUGCGUUUGUCAUCCCCGCGGCCACGACGGACGCAAACCUCCCCGCCACGCCGGACAAGGAGUUCUUCACGGCCAUCAACAACAUUGUGCGCAACCAGAUCGGGGCCAUCGCGUCGCUGGGCGGCAUCAUCCAGGGGAAAGGCAUGAUCCCCAAGACGAGAAGCGGCAAGACGCUGAGGCGCGUGCUCAGGGAAUUGGUCGAGAAUGGCGUGCAGGGGAACUAUGACAAGGAAGUCAAUGUCCCUGCCACGGUUGAGGACAAGGAGGUCGUCGAGGUCGCGAGGCAGAAGGUCAAGGAGUGGUGCGAGGAGAGGAAGAAACAGCAGGGGACGGCGAAGCCGAAGUUGUAG